AGCCCCAGUUGUGCCGGUGGGCAUGGUUUGGAGGGUAGCUCAGAGGCGCUGUUGUCCCCCCCCAUCUCUGAGCUGCGCCAUCCUGCAACAAGAGCCAGCCCUCGCCCCCCCUGGGCUCCAGCUCCACCCCCACGACGGAGUCUUUCUCCCCGAGGACAAGGAGCCCGUCAAGUACGGCGAGCUCAUCGUCUUAGGGCACAAUGGGUCCCUGGCCAACGGGGACAAGGGCCGCAGAAGAAGUCGCCUGGCCCUCUAUAAGAGACCCAAAGCUAAUGGGGUCAAACCUGACGUCAUCCACAAUGUCUCCACCCCGCUGGUGUCCAAGGCGCUCAGCAACAAAAGCCAGCACAGCAUCUCCUACACACUGUCCCGGAGCCACUCUGUCAUCGUGGAGUACACACAUGACACCAACACAGACAUGUUCCAGAUCGGCCGGUCCACAGAGAGCAUGAUCGACUUCGUGGUGACGGACACGGCGGGGAGCAGCAGCGGUCAGGGCGGGGGUGCAGCGGGGGAGGGGGGGGGGGGAGGCCAGUCGGCGCAGAGCACCAUCUCCCGCUACGCCUGCCGCAUCAUGUGUGAGCGCAGCGCCCCCUACACUGCCCGCAUCUACGCCGCCGGCUUCGACUCCUCCAAGAACAUCUUCCUAGGGGAACGGGCAGCCAAAUGGAGGACGUCGGACGGCUUGAUGGACGGCCUGACCACCAACGGGGUUCUGGUGAUGCACCCGGCGGGGGAGUUUGUGUCUGAGCCGGCUCCGGGCGUCUGGAGGGAAAUCUCAGUCUGUGGAAACGUCUUCGCCCUGAGGGAGACUCGCUCAGCGCAGCAGAGGGGGAAACUGGUGGAAAAUGAGUCCAACACCCUCCAGGAUGGAUCUCUGAUUGAUCUAUGUGGGGCCACCCUGCUGUGGAGGACCCCCGCUGGACUGCGCCACACCCCCACCCUCAAACAGCUGGAGUCCCUUCGCCAGGAGCUGAACGCCGCCCGGCCCCAGUGUCCGGUGGGCUUCAACACGCUGGCCUUCCCGAGUCUGGCCCAGCGCGAGAUCGUGGACAAGAAGCAGCCCUGGGUCUACGUCAACUGUGGCCACGUGCACGGCUACCACAACUGGGGCUACCGCAAGGAGAAAGGCCCUGCUGGACCCGGGGGCACCGCACCCGCCAGCACCGGGGAGAGGGAGUGCCCCAUGUGCCGGAGAGUGGGCCCCUAUGUUCCCCUGUGGCUGGGCUGUGAGGGAGGAUUGUACCUGGACGCCGGGCCCCCCACUCACGCUUUCUGCCCCUGCGGCCAUGUAUGCUCAGAAAAGACUGUGGUGGGGUGGAGCCAGAUCCCGUUGCCCCACGGCACCCAUGCCUUCCAUGCUGCCUGCCCCUUCUGUGGUACCUGGUUGACAGGGGAGCAGGGCCACAUCAAACUCAUCUUCCAGGGCCCCGUCGACUGAAGCCCACCCCUGGGUAGAGGUGUUGAGGAAAGACUGUGUGCUAGAACAAAAAUCUGAACACUCGCCGUGUGGGAUGAAAGAAAAGCACUGAUGAAGUACAAAAGGAGUGAUGAACUGAAGGUGCCAUGCAAUAGUAAAUUGCCAUGGCUUCAAACUGAGUUGUAUGAAGAUGUGUAAAUAAAUUGUGUUGAAAUGA
Gymnodraco acuticeps is the source of this 1637-nucleotide messenger RNA. It is a transcript of the gene peli3, whose product is annotated as pellino E3 ubiquitin protein ligase family member 3. Gene Ontology annotation, molecular function: ubiquitin protein ligase activity; protein binding. The record is from RefSeq and is a predicted model, not a curated record. Lineage: Eukaryota; Metazoa; Chordata; Actinopteri; Perciformes; Bathydraconidae. Gene Ontology annotation, biological process: regulation of Toll signaling pathway; protein K63-linked ubiquitination.